Molecule: messenger RNA, 1037 nt
Organism: Cynocephalus volans (Philippine flying lemur)
Lineage: Eukaryota; Metazoa; Chordata; Mammalia; Dermoptera; Cynocephalidae
Gene: NCF4
Product: neutrophil cytosolic factor 4
Exons: 10
Coding region: 21-1037 (338 amino acids)
Biological process (GO): respiratory burst; superoxide anion generation; phagocytosis
Cellular component (GO): NADPH oxidase complex; cytoplasm
Molecular function (GO): superoxide-generating NADPH oxidase activator activity; protein binding; phosphatidylinositol binding
Source: RefSeq, a predicted model, not a curated record
UUCCUGGACCAUCGACUGCCAUGGCCCUGGCCCAGCAGCUGCGGGCCGAGAGCGACUUUGAACAGCUUCCAGAUGAUGUGGCCAUCUCAGCCAACAUUGCUGACAUCGAGGAGAAGAGAGGCUUCACCAGCCACUUUGUUUUUGUCAUCGAGGUGAAGACAAAAGGAGGUUCCAAAUACCUCAUCUACCGGCGCUACCGCCAGUUCUAUGCGCUGCACAGCAAGCUGGACGAGCGCUACGGGCCAGAGAAGAGCAGCCCCUUCAGCUGCAGCCUGCCCACGCUCCCAGCCAAAGUCUACGUGGGCGUGAAGCAGGAGAUCGCCGAGACACGGAUACCCGCCCUCAACGCCUAUAUGAAGAGCCUGCUCAGCCUGCCGGUCUGGGUGCUGAUGGACGAGGACGUCCGGAUCUUCUUUUACCAGUCGCCCUACGACUCGGAGCAGGUGCCGCAAGCGCUGCGCCGCCUCCGCCCGCGCACGCGCAAAAUCAAGAGCAUGUCCCCACAAGGCACCAGUGCUGACCGCAUGGAAGCUCCACGAGCAGAGGCCCUGUUUGACUUCACUGGGAACAGCAAACUGGAGCUGAAUUUUAAAGCUGGAGAUGUGAUCUUCCUUCUCAGUCGGAUCAACAAAGACUGGCUGGAGGGCACUGUCCGGGGAGCCACAGGCAUCUUCCCACUGUCCUUUGUGAAGAUCCUCAAGGACUUCCCCGAGGAAGACGACCCCACCAACUGGCUGCGCUGCUACUACUACGAAGACACAAUCAGCACCAUCAAGGACAUAGCAGUGGAGGAAGACCUCAGCAGCACUCCACUAUUCAAAGACCUGCUGGAGCUCAUGAGGCGGGAGUUCCAGAGGGAGGACAUUGUUCUAAAUUACCGGGACCCUGAGGGGGACCUGGUCCGGCUGUUGUCAGACGAGGACGUGGGGCUCAUGGUGAGGCAGGCCCAAAGCCUCCCUUCCCAGAAGCGCCUCUUCCCCUGGAAGCUGCACAUCACCCAGAAGGACAACUACAGGGUCUACAACACAGUCCCCUGA